Molecule: messenger RNA, 1919 nt
Organism: Guyanagaster necrorhizus
Lineage: Eukaryota; Fungi; Basidiomycota; Agaricomycetes; Agaricales; Physalacriaceae
Product: general substrate transporter
Exons: 12
Coding region: 195-1826 (543 amino acids)
Biological process (GO): carbohydrate transport; transmembrane transport
Cellular component (GO): membrane
Molecular function (GO): carbohydrate:proton symporter activity
Source: RefSeq, a predicted model, not a curated record
UAACAUCAAAUGAAGGUCCUCCAAUCACAUUGCGUUCUUUUAGGAAAAACCGUUUCCCGUUUCUGCAUCAUCAACCCCACCCCCGUCUUUGCGGGGUGCGUAACACGUGGAAGGCAUCAGCCAGCUACAAAAAGAACCAACAGCCGAGUCACCGUGUUUUUCUUCAUCCCGCAUCCCAUCCGUUCUCUUCAGCUAUGGCCAAUCUCGCUCGCAUCGAAGACAGACCAACCCCGCCACAGGUUUAUUCCUGGCGAGUGUAUGUCAAUGCUCUGAUUGCAACCUUUGCGGCUAUUAUGAUUGGAUACGACUCAGCCUUCAUUGGAACGUCCAUAUCGCUGACCUCGUUCAAGACGGAAUUCGACCUCCUCGAAAAGUCGACCUCUGAACUAGACUUGAUUUCCGCCAACAUCGUCUCUAUGUAUCAAGCAGGGUGCUUUUUCGGCUCUAUCUUCGGCUAUCCUAUUGGCUACUUUUAUGGGCGCAAAUUUGGGUUGAUGAUCGCCGGGGCGGUCUUCUGCGUCGGUGCGGCCCUGCAAGUCUCUGCGUCAUCUCAUACCGGACUUGGAAUUAUGUAUGGUGGGCGAGUCAUCGUCGGUCUGGGUAUUGGAGUGGCAUCUAAUCUGGCGCCCAUCUACGUGGCCGAAAUUGCUCCUCCUGCUAUUCGUGGACGUCUUGUCGGUAUGUAUGAGAUGUGCUGGCAAAUUGGAGGUGUCAUUGGCUUCUGGAUUAAUUAUGGUGUCACGGAGCACAUUGCCUCCAGCCACAAGCAGUGGAUCAUUGCAUUUGCUGUGCAGCUCAUUCCCGGAGGAUUGUUGUUGAUUGGGACUCCCUUGAUGACUGAAUCGCCUCGCUUCCUCGUGACUCGCGAUCGCAACGGACAGGCCUUAAGAAACCUCAGCUAUCUGCGCAAUCUCCCUCAUGAUGCACCCUACAUCGUCCAGGAGUUCAGCGAGAUAGAAGCAGCAGUCGCACAUGAACGAAGUCUGGCUGGAGCAGGGUUCUUCGGACCAGUCAAGACCGUAAUGGCAGACACGAAGUUGAUUCAGCGACUUCUCCUUGGAAUCAGUUUGUUUGCAUGGCAGAACGCCACUGGUAUCAAUGCUAUCAACUAUUAUUCCCCUACUGUCUUCAAAUCAAUCGGAAUUACUGGAUCAAGUACCUCGCUUCUGACCACUGGUGUCUUCGGUCUCAUCAAACUUGUUUGUGCAAUGGUCUGGCUGCUUUACCUUGUUGACCAGUUGGGCCGCCGUAACCUGCUAAUGAUCGGUUCUGCUGGCGGUGCGGUAUGCAUGUACUAUAUCGGAGCGUAUAUUGCUGUUGCCGACCCAGCAUCGCAUUCGACUAAGACUGUUGAUGCUGGAGGAAAAAGUGCCGUUGCCUUCUUUUACCUUUGGACCAUCUUCUAUUCUCCGAGCUGGAACGGUACUCCUUGGGUUGUUGGCGCUGAAAUCUUCCCCCAACAUGUUCGCACAUUCACUCAAGCGUGCAUGGCUGCAGGGAAUUGGCUGUUUGCUUUCCUCAUUGCGCGAUUCACGCCUCAAAUGUUCACAUCGAUGGGCUACGGUGUAUACCUCUUCUUCGCAAGCUUGAUGGUAGUAUCCGUCUUCUUUGUUUUCUUCUUCGUACCUGAGACGAAGCAAGUACCUCUCGAACGUAUGGACGAAUUAUUCGCACCGGAUGUCAAGGCAUGGAACGCCCAUGCUAUUGUUACCGGGCGUAUGAAAGACCACUACCAGGAUGCGGAGCAAGGAAAAGUAGUCCGGGACCGAUCCCCGGAAUUAAAGAGCGAGGAGGAGCAGGUGGAAAGGGUGACGUACUCCGAAUGAUCACCUCACGACCAUCUUAGUCUACCUAACCAAUCGAUCUAAUAACUUCAAAUGUAGUAUUAUCAUUAUUGUAAAAAUGCAAUCAGCACGCUC